Messenger RNA from Baudoinia panamericana UAMH 10762, 431 nucleotides. RefSeq lists its product as uncharacterized. NCBI's taxonomy places the organism in Eukaryota, Fungi, Ascomycota, Dothideomycetes, Mycosphaerellales, Teratosphaeriaceae. The record is from RefSeq and is a predicted model, not a curated record. The transcript has a single exon. The coding region runs from base 94 to 333 and encodes 79 amino acids.
GGGAACACUGUACACUACCAAGGCAACGGAUAAGAACGGCAUGGUCCAUAAACUGCUGCGAUCAUCAUACCACGGAUUGACGCGGUUCAACCGAUGCGAGACUGCGAGAAGGGCAAUUUGGUGCACAUUCACUGGCCAUCGGUCAAUGAUCAAGCAAGCGCGGAUGCAAGCGGACAUCCGCUGAAGCUUUCUUGGUCGUACGAGAACGGUGUACUUACUUCCGUCAACCUGCCAAGCUGCUGUGCAACGGCGUAUGCAGUCUUGACAACCAUCGAACGCACGUGGGCUUCGCUUCUGAUAUUAGCCCACGGAAGCAUGCAUCUGGGACCUUGAGCUUCAAUUCUUGCAAAUGGGAUGUGCUGACUAUGUGUAUGCAACGGUACAGUGUUGGGGAGCGUAUGCUCUGCUUAGUCCAUUGCCUAUCUCAGAUA